Mytilinidion resinicola is the source of this 1854-nucleotide messenger RNA. Its product is annotated as FAD/NAD(P)-binding domain-containing protein. The transcript has 3 exons. NCBI's taxonomy places the organism in Eukaryota, Fungi, Ascomycota, Dothideomycetes, Mytilinidiales, Mytilinidiaceae. The coding region runs from base 193 to 1737 and encodes 514 amino acids. The record is from RefSeq and is a predicted model, not a curated record. Gene Ontology annotation, cellular component: mitochondrial outer membrane. Gene Ontology annotation, biological process: L-tryptophan catabolic process; NAD+ metabolic process; quinolinate biosynthetic process. Gene Ontology annotation, molecular function: kynurenine 3-monooxygenase activity; FAD binding; NAD(P)H oxidase H2O2-forming activity.
CGGCAUUUUGGUACAUACCUAUAUAUCUUUCAACUUCAGCAUCCGCUGGUGGGCUCCUCGGUGUCAGCGCUCACCGGCCGCGGAUCAAGCCAAGCAGCUCGUCACCUGCUUUGUAUAUAAUUCUAUCACUGCGUAUUAGCGGUGAUAGUUCACGCUCUACAUUUUUAGUUCAAAGGCCGAGGCACUGUUGCAAUGGCAUCUCCGUCAGGACAGAAGACUGUAGUCGUCGGUGCCGGUCCGGUAGGAUCUUUAGCGGCUCUCUACGCUGCGAGCAGAGGCGAUGAAGUCGAAGUAUACGAGCUUAGAGGAGAUCUCCGAGACCCAUCCACAACCCCCCUAAACUUCACGAAGUCUAUCAAUCUCGCCUUAUCUGAACGUGGCAUAAACGCCAUGCGACACGCGAACUCGCCCACCCUCCUCGAUGCCGUGUUCAAAGAGACUAUCCCAAUGUACGGCCGCAUGAUCCACGGCGAGAAGAAAGGCAAGCUCUUCGACGAAGCCCAACUCUACGAUGUGCACGGCAGGUUCCAACGCGCCGUCGACCGCGGCGGCCUCAACAAGACCCUCCUCGACUCACUCGAGGACAUGCCCAACGUAACCCUCCACUUCAACCACAAGCUCACAGGCGCCGACUUCCGCCGCAACCUUGCCUGGUUCUCCGACCACUCCGCCUCCUCCCCCAGCGAGAAAGAAGUCCACUUCGACUUCAUGAUCGGCGCCGACGGCGCCCACUCCGCCGUGCGCUACCACCUCAUGAAGUACACCCGCAUGGCCUACUCCCAAGAAUACAUCGACACGCUGUGGUGCGAAUUCCAAAUCCCGCCCUCGCCCACCAACACCUUCGCCCUGCCCCCAAACUACCUCCACAUCUGGCCAGGCGGCUCCUUCAUGUUCAUCGCCAUCCCCUCGCCCGACGCCACCUUCACCAGCACCCUCUUCCUGCCCGCCUCGCUCUUCGCCGCCCUCGACGCCGCCCCGGCCUCCCUGGUCCCCUUCUUCGCCGCCAACUUCCCCGGCGUCAUCCCCGACCUCAUCUCCGAGGCCGCCCUGCUGGCCCAGUACGCGCAGAACCCCCACCUGCCCCUCAUCUCGAUCAAGUGCAGCCCGCACCACUGCGCCGCCAGCGCCGUCAUCCUCGGCGACGCCGCCCACGCCAUGGUGCCCUUCUACGGCCAGGGCAUGAACGCGGGGCUCGAGGACGUGCGCGUGCUGUUCGAGUGCCUCGACGCGCACCCCGCGGCCGCGUACGCCGGCGACGCGACCGCCGCGCGCGCGGCGGCGCUCGAGGCGUAUAGUGCGCAGCGCACUGUCGACGCGGCGGCGAUUAAUGACCUCGCGCUGCGGAACUAUAGGGAGAUGAGCCACGAUGUGGUCUCGCCGCUGUAUCGGCUGAGGAAGUUUGUGGAGGAGAGCCUGGAUCGGUGGGUGCCGGCGCUGGGGUGGGCGACGCAGUAUUCGCGGGUGAGUUUUGGGAAUAUGCGGUAUUCGGAGGUGGAGAAGGCGACGCAGCGGCAGGGGAGGAUAAUUUCGAGAGUAGUAAGUUUGGUAGUGGGUGGUGUGGUGGGGCUUGGGGUGGUUAGUUUGUUGAGGAGGGGUCCGUUGUGGAUGGCGAGACGGGGAUGGAAUGGGGCAGCGAUGAAACUGGCGUCGGUAGUUAUGCUACCGGGAGCGCUCGUACGGGUGAUGUUGGGGCAGGGGACUUUGCUUUUCUACCCGUUUCCGGGCCGGGCUAGGUAGUUGAAAAGGAGUGGGGGAAUGGGUUGCGGAUGUAUAUAUUACACUGUCUAGUCUAUCUAGAGGUAUCCGUUGAGGCCGUUGUAUUCGUACAUAUCUAAAAUACACCUCUAGACUCUC